AUGCCUUGUUAUGCUGAUACUAUCAUUAAAGUGAAUCAGAUUCAUCAAACUUGCAACAAGAAUUCAAAAUUGUUUGCCAUACAGGCAGUUGGUGUUUAUCCUAUUGAGAGUAAGGAUUGCGAAUUGAAUAUGACUUUAUUUAUUCCAAUGAAUGAUGAAGAGAAAGAUCCUAAUUCACAAUCGAUUUUUGAAACAAAUGAGUAUUAUUGUGUUGGUGGAAAAAUCAUGCUUGAAUCUUACAAUGGAAAUUUAAGAUUAAAAGUUUGUGUAUUUAGUUAUUUCGGUUCAAAUAGGUGCCUAUUAAAAGUUUCACUUGUUGGUGUUGCUCAGGAUGCAUCUAAAGAGAUUAAUUAUGAAAAUGCAAUACUUAAUGUAUUAGUAAAUGAUUAUGCUAGACAAAUUUACAGGCAAAUGGAGAUUAUUAAAAAGGAUUUAUAUGUAUAUGCUGUCGAUAUUUCUUAUGUUGAUACUGGUUCUACAACAAAAAAGAAAGUUAAUAUUUUUGAGAAUACUUCAGCACUAUAUAAAUCCAUUUGUUUAAAACUUUUAAACAUAUAUCAGAAUAUUAACGAAGAUUCAUCAAAAGCAGCCAGGAUGAAAAAUUCAGAUUUAGAUAAUGAAAAGAGUAAGCUUGUAACUGAUUUAACUACUAAGGAUUUUUAUAUAGAUAAAUGUACAAAAGUAGAAGAUGAGAAAGAUGAUUCACUGAUUCAGUGUAAUUAUAAAAAUUCAAAUAAAGGCAAGAAAAAGAUUAUUCAGCCUGUAGUUCACAAUACUAAGCAAUGGUCUGAAUUGUCCAAGAUCAUUAACAGUAGUAAGAGAGUAUAA
Molecule: messenger RNA, 828 nt
Organism: Cetraspora pellucida
Lineage: Eukaryota; Fungi; Glomeromycota; Glomeromycetes; Diversisporales; Gigasporaceae
Source: the annotation of a GenBank genome assembly